Molecule: messenger RNA, 4890 nt
Organism: Notechis scutatus (mainland tiger snake)
Lineage: Eukaryota; Metazoa; Chordata; Lepidosauria; Squamata; Elapidae
Gene: ARSK
Product: arylsulfatase family member K
Molecular function (GO): arylsulfatase activity; glucuronate-2-sulfatase activity
Source: RefSeq, a predicted model, not a curated record
UGUGGUUCACCGUUCGAUUCCACGCAGUUAGUCUCAUUGUACGCAGCUUCGAAGUUUUCACUUGUUUGGGGAGAAUACGUUCCCUUUUACUACUGGAUGUAAUGCACUUUUCCUUUUACUGAUUUUCUUCACUCUGUUGCUGAAACACACAUCUACUGGAUUGCAUUGCGAGAAAUGCACGCAAUCGUUUGUGGGGUGGGGAAUUAUGCUGCAAAAUUUCACCUUGAGGAUUGAUUUUAUUUUAUUUUCUACACGAAGCAUAUAUUCUUGCACAUUGGAUCCUAUAAUUAGGUGGCGAGGACAGAACUACAUUACUGCACAAGUAUUCUGAUUUCCUAAUUUUAUUAUAACCUAUGGCUAGUUCCUCUUCACAAACUGGUCCCUGGUUCAAUAUUUACACCGUGUCUUCCUGGUUCGCUCCUCAUUUUUGAUUUAUUUAAUUUCCCGUUUCCCCCGCCUUUCGCAUAGUAAAAAAGGACGAGCUUUUUGCAAAUUCAUAACGUUGGACGGGAAGACCGCUUAAGCGCAUUCAGUUACCAAUGCAUUCAGCAUUGGCUUUAAUAACUAAUUUUCCCCAAAAUUUAUCACGGGAGUGGUAGUUUUCCCUAGUGCAAAUGUCCCCCCCCCCCGGCAUAAUGGUGUUAUUUGUCGAUCACGAGCUUCCCAGCUGUGGAAUGAAUCAUCUAGCAGGCUCAGUCAAGUGAAGAUCUGCCUGUGUGCGAAAUGAAAAUGGCUCCGAGAAGGAAUUCUGAAAGGAAGGGGCUGGAGCCUUUGCUCUGAACGUAAAGAAGAAAUGGGGAAACGGGGGAGAAACUCCGCUUGCUUUACAAACUAUAUAAUAGUUAGCUUGUGCCUUCUGCUGGUCGGAUUUGUUUCUUGGGGACCUGUAAAGGCGAGGCCUUUGCUCCAUCCUAAAGAGAGCUGUGGUACUUGUGGAAAGCCUAAUGUUGUGCUGGUGAUGUGCGAUUCUUUUGAUGGAAGGCUAACAUUUUCCCCAGAAAAUGAAACAGUAGUUUUGCCUUUUAUAGAACUCAUGAGGAGGCAAGGCAGUCUCUUUCUUAAUGCCUACACCAAUUCUCCCAUUUGCUGUCCAUCCCGUGCAGCUAUGUGGAGUGGCCUUUUCCCUCACUUAACUGGGUCUUGGAAUAACUUCAAGGGCUUAGAUCCAAAUUAUACUACAUGGAUGGACCUUAUGGAAAAGAAAGGUUACUAUACUAAAAAAUAUGGAAAACUAGAUUAUACUUCUGGACAUCAUUCAUUAAGUAACCGUGUGGAGGCUUGGACCAGAAAUGUUGAUUUUUUGCUUCAGCAAGAAGGCAGGCCUGUGGCUAAACUCAUAGGCAACAAGACAUAUAUAAGAGUUAUGCAAAAAGAUUGGAAGGUUACUGAAGAAGCAGCAAAUUGGAUAAAAAAUAAGGCAACUAAACUAUCACAGCCCUUUGCUCUGUACCUCGGACUAAAUUUGCCUCACCCAUAUCCUUCACCAUCCUCAGGAGAAAAUUAUGGGGCAUCCACAUUUCUCACAUCUCCAUAUUGGCUACAAAAGGUGAAUUAUGAUGCCAUAAAGAUUCCAAAAUGGCCUCCAUUUUCAGAGAUGCACCCAGUUGAUUAUUAUUCUACUUACACCAAGAACUGCAGUGGGCAAUUUACACAGGAAGAAAUCAGAAAUAUUCGAGCACAUUAUUAUGCCAUGUGUGCAGAAACGGAUGCCAUGCUUGGUGAGAUACUUUCUGCUCUAAAUGAAACAGGACUGCUUGGAAGAACUCAUGUAAUAUUUACUGCGGAUCAUGGAGAACUUGCGAUGGAACACAGACAGUUUUAUAAAAUGAGCAUGUAUGAAGCAAGUUCCCAUAUUCCCCUCCUUAUAAUGGGUCCAAAUAUUAAGUUGCAGUCCAUAUCAAAUAUGGUGUCCCUUGUGGAUAUCUAUCCUACCAUGCUUGACAUUGCAAGUUUCCCCAUUCCAAAAACCAUCAGUGGAUAUUCACUGAUGCCUUUGAUAUUAGAAAAUAUUACAAAAGCCCUAUCUAAAAGACGCCGUCCUCCUUGGAUUCUGAGUGAGUUUCAUGGCUGCAAUGUGAAUUCUUCAACCUACAUGCUGCGAAUUGACAAGUGGAAAUACAUUGCUUAUUCAGACAGCCACUCCGUAUCUCCUCAGUUGUUUGAUCUUUCAAAUGAUCCAGAUGAACUAACAGAUGUAGCCACAAAGUUUCCAGCAAUCACACAAUCUUUGAACAAGAAGCUAUAUCAUGUAAUUAACUAUCCGAAAGUCUCUACUGCUGUUGAACAAUAUAAUAAACAGCAAUUUAUUAGCUGGAAGCAAAGUUUAGGGCAGAACUAUUCAGAUACAAUAGCUAACCUUAGAUGGCAUUGGAGCUGGAAAAAGAACCCAAAGAAAUAUCAACACGCCAUUGACACAUGGAUUAAUGAAUGAAUUAGUAAGGUUUCAGAUAACAUACAAACAUUGUAUUGAAUAAUUUAUAUCUUGCUGCUGUAAAAGAGAACAUAAAAUCAAAAUUGUCCACUGUUCCCAGCUUCCCCAUCUCCCUAUAAAUUCACCCUAUCAACCAAUUCCUUAACCAGGGUGCAUUAGUCAGAUUCAAAACUAGUUAAGAAGACAAAUUCCUUGUGUGUCCAAUCAUACUUGGCCAAUAAAGAAUUCUAUUCUGUUCUCUUCUAAAACCUGAUAAUGGAUAACAUGAUGCUGCUAUCGGUUGUGUUGUAAUAAAGAUAAUGACACCACAUAUGUAGUGUAAUUGGGCAAAUGGUGAUGCCAUUAUAUCAGUGUGUCCCAACAUCUAACAACGUAUUUAAGUUGUUGCAUUUAUACAAUCACAUGGUCAUGCAUGUUGUAACAUUUGCUCUGCUUACUUUCCCAAUGAUUUGAUUGUCCUCAGGGCUUUUUACGUAAAAAAAAAAAAAUCAAACUUAUCAGCUCUUGCCUCUCUACUCCUACAAUAUGGCACUUGGAUGAUAAGAAACAUUCCAUGUCCUUUUGACUGAGGUUCUUCAUCUGGUGGCCUGUAACUAAGCCAUACAAUGUGAGUCCUUGGUGGUGUCUGAGCUUGGUUGUUUGCUUGCAGAUAGUUCAUUACAUAUGCAUAUGGAUAUGGAUACAGGCAAACAAAACGAUGUUUGGUUUGGGUGUUAUAUAAAUCCAGUCUGAUGUUUUAGUGUGAAUCUAUAACAUAAAGUAUGGUUAGUCUAAGUAGUGAUUUAAGAGGAUAGCUUAAUGUUGGCUCCCCAGGGCAUUAUUUGCUAUAAUUGCUGAGACUUGGUAAUUUUCAGUCCAAUAACAUUGAUCCAAAGGCUGGUUUAGAUAAAUAAGCCAACUUCAUAGUGCACUUACGAAGUUAAGUAUAGUUGAACAAAGCUAAUAGGAUUCAUAGUUUUGAUUAUGAGACAUAAUUAUAAAAAGUGCCUCUGGGAAUGCCAAAGGUAAAUAAAGUAUGUGUGUAGCACCAUCGUUUAAUCUGAUAUAUUAUUUUUAAUUUUAAAAAAUUAGCAUUGCUCACAAGUAAUAUGACAAGCUCAUUAAAAGGAAAGUCAUGGGGUAAGAGGGUAAUACAAUUGACCUUGUGAACCAAUCCUUAUACUUUUACUGACCUGCUGAGAUGAAAAUAUGACCGCUUGCUAAGGAUAGGGGAAAUCCCAUAGCAGCUCUGCAGCCUAUUGCAGUAGAACAGUUGAGAAAGGCCAAAUUAAGUGGAUAUCAGGACUUAUAAGGUCAAAUUCUGCAAACAGCAAACAUGAGGGCAUCAUUCUGCAAAGCAUAUUGUGCCAAAACUAGACUUUUAGACUAAAUCACACGCUAAGAACAGCCUUUCAAUCAUAAAUGAUUUGGAACAGUUGAAAAGGCCAAUUUCUUGUCCUUUGUCCCUUUUUUUCCCUAAGCAUUUAUCUCUACUUGAGAACAAAUGCUCUAAGUGACUCAUAAGUAAGUCUUCCAAGAUAAAGUACUUUACACUGUGGCAGGUUGCAUGAAAACAUUUGGCCACCCAUUGAGCAAUGAUAGCUUGUGAAAAACUGCUUCCCAGACAUGUUUAGAACAAUCAAAAUGUUGGCUGAAAUUAUUAAAGAGCAAUUCCUUAUAUGAUUUUUGUCAUUUUCAAGAAUAUAUUAAUUCCAUUAUGAACAACCAUGCAGGGCCAGAAGCCAUUUUAGUGCAGCAGCACUACCCUCAUACUAAUCAGAUGUUCAACAGGAUCUCAAAAUGGGUCGUGAGAACAAAAUAUUCUCCAGCAGCAUUUUAUUCUGAGCUACAUUGGAGCUUAGUAUGAGGCGUGACCAGAAGCCAGAUAGUAUUAUUGUCCACAACAACUGUUAUAUUAUCAGUACUCAGUUAACUUUGCUUAUAUAUAAAAGGACAUUGAUUUAGUAAUGAUCAACUUGUCUCAUUGAUUUCACUUAGUCCACAAUCCAAAUAUUAUGCUGGAUCUAAACUAGUAUUGUAUAUUUAACAUUUUGGGCAUAUGGGACAUAUGAACAAGGUGUACAUCAGUCAUUACAGUAGGAACACUCAGAAAAUAGAAAAGUAAGAUUUCACUCAUCCAACAUAUGUACAUAUUUGGAUGUGAACAAAGCUUUCUACUUUCUAGGUAACAAAAGUCUUUCCAUAAGGUCUCAGAAGAAAGCAUUCUCUGGCUGGAUCUUGUUUGUGGUCAAAGGUUAAACAAGGUAGGCCCUGAUUAACACUUUGAUGGGAGGCCAUCAAGAAAUCAUAAGGCUAGCUUCAGAGUAAAAAAAACUAGAAGAAUUGCUAUUAUCAAGAAAAAUACAUGGAUAUAUCGAUAUAGUCAGUAUGAAUUCCGGGCAUUGAAAUCUAUGCAUCUUAAGAGUUUCCAAGGUUGAGAAACACUGUUAGAGUAAUGAAGAGAUGGACAUCUUUCAAAA